AAAGGCAAGUGGGAUUGCUGAGCCACAGAGCGCCUCCUGCAGGGAUAACAUUUCAUUGCAGACAAAAGCUGCAUCAGCCGCUCCAUUCAUUUCCGUUCAGAGACCCGUGAAAACGGCAGGUGCGUGCAGGUGCGUUGUCCUCUUCUUCUAAAAUAUUCAAAUACUGGCAUUCUUAUAUCAAAAAAAGAAUCCUUAGAGUUUCAAAUACAAUGUGAGAAAGCGCGAGGCAUUGUUUCCAUCAUUGAUUAGGGACGUUCAAAGCGCCGUUAUGUUUCUUUUUGCGCAUCAUGUCCAGCGAGCGCUCAUCUAUUCUCUUCUUCUCUGGAUGAUGAGCACGGUGAUGACGCGAUCCUCUCAAACAGCUGAUCUUAAAUCCAAAAUAUCCGGCGUGGAGGAACUUCUGGAGGAAUUCCGCAAGCAGUUACAACAGGAUGGGUCGGACUCGAGAGAGGAUGAGGAGUAUGGAGAUGGCUGUGUGAGCGGGUUCAGGUCGGUGGAGGAGCGCAUCAUCCGGGCGAGCGCGUCCAUCGAGCAGGGCGCCGCCUUCCUGUCCGCCCCGCAGCGGGUGUUUAGCUGGAGGGACUGCGUACACGUCUGCUGCUCUCAUCCGCACUGCACGACCGCCAUCAUCCAGGAAGACCUCAAGCAGCCGGACGAGAGUUUACGCUGCUAUUUAUUUAACUGCUCGUACCGGGGCAGAAAUGUGUGCUCGUUUUCGUUCCAGCCGGGAUUCAGCUCCUACAGUUGGGCGAACGACAGCUCUGGACCGCAUGAGCCCACCCGGAGCCCUGAGUCAACUGACCAGCCCAACACACCAGCCAGAGGGCCUUCAAAUGAGAUGGAUCAGGAGAACUCCUUAAUGCAGGGUUUGGACGAGCCACCUCGCAGUGACGCAGGACAGGACUUGGUGGUUCAGCUGCCGACAGACUGGGCGGUGCUAGAUGGUAGAGAUAGCACUGAUGAUCAUGACAUCACACAUUAUGAAUGGACUCUGGUUAAAGGAGACCCCUCGGUUAACAUGAAGGUGACUCACCAGGGCCUGCUGAAACUCAGUGGUCUCAGAGAAGGAGUUUACACCUUUCAGAUGACUGUCACUGACACAGCUGGACAGAAAAGCUCUGAUAACGUGUCUGUCAGUGUGCUUGCACCCGCACCAAAUGCAGAAGUGUGUACAGGUCACUGUUCUCGGUAUCAGUUCAUGUGUGAUGAUGGCUGUUGUAUUGAUAUUGGUUAUGCCUGUGAUGGAAAGCAACACUGCCCUGAUCGAUCUGAUGAAGACUUCUGCCAAAACUCUGAUACUGGUCAUAUGUCCAGCCCCCCCUCUAAACAUAGACCAGAUAUACAAACUGAAAAAGCAGCCCAGAAGCCUGCAGAAAUACAAAUAUCUGAUAUCCCUCAUAAACCUGAACAACACCAACAUUAUGGAAUAGGCAUCCAAGAUCUCUGUGCAGCUCCUCCAGUGGUCGGCCCAUGUAAAGGUGUUUUCCCACGUUGGUAUUAUGAAUCUGCAGCAGGAGAGUGCCUACACUUCCUUUAUGGCGGCUGCAAGGGAAACCACAACAACUUCCUGCAGAAAUCUGAUUGUGUGAAUGAAUGCAUCCAGACUCCAUCAGUAACAAAACAGCAGAUCUCUGCAGCUCCAUCACCCAGCAUGAAAACAUACACAUCUCCCUUUGCUGCUGUCUACAAGGGAAAAAUGCAGUAUCCUCUCAUAGACUCAGAGAAUUCACUGCUAUCUAAAGCACAUCACAUGCUGGAAGGACACCCGCCUCCCGAAUCAGGUGCGAUCUUACCCCUAACUCUGGGUCUGAUCAUCAGUGCUCUGCUCUUGCUAAUGGUGGUGUGCAGACUUUGGCUUGUACGUCGCAGACUGAAAAAAGCACUGCCUCUCACCACAGAAGAGUCUGAUUACCUCAUCAAUGGCAUGUAUCUGUAGUAGGACAUCCACCUGCCAAUCAACCCUCCAAGCAGCUACAUCGGUGGUUCUCAAUUGGACACUGUAUUUACAAUGGACAUCAAGUAGCGACCCAACACAGUACUAAAAUAGUUUAUCGAAAUGUAUUGAUAUCACCAACUGAACAGUCCUAACAAUAAGCAAUAGCUAAUGACCAAUAACUACUCCACCGCACACCAAAAAUUGUUGUCAGCACAGACCAUAUUUAUUAGCCACAAGAUGUAAACAUUAUGUAUGCUAGCAUAAUUUAUGUGUGAUAAAAUCUCUGUUCUAAAUGAUUUUAUUGUGAUUAAAUUGCUUAAGAGUACAUCAUUAUGGCAGCAAAGUUCCAAUUUUGGACUAACUUUUCCCUGAUAAAUGUAAAUGUAAAUGGUUUUAUCACAUUCAAAUUAUGUUAACAAGUAUAAUGUUUACAUCUUGUUGCUAUACUUUUGAAAUGGUAUCCCCUAUACCCCCAACCCCCCUUUUUUUUCUUUAAAUAAACAAGGUGCAAGUCAAAAAUAAAUAAAUUGUGCCAAAACAACAUUAUGCCACAAAUGCAGCCGAUUGAGCUUAACUUCUAUUGAACCCGGAACAUUCCUUUGAUAAUCCUGUUUAUUUUGCUAUCUUCAUAACUACUCAGCAUUUUAUGAUUAGUUGCAUUUUAUUAUUAUUUGCAUUUAGCUUUUUUACCCUGCUAUCUGUGACCCUGUCAGAACAGACAUGCAACCCUUUUUUGGGCCAUGACCAGUGUGCUUCAACAUGUGGUGUAGUUAGUGGAAACACAAGUGGUUCUAUUCUAUUGACUGAUGGUAACUGUUCUUACCAUUGAUUACUACAUUUCCCCUUAAAUACAGACUGAGACAAAGGUCUUAGGCUUAAUCCAUACUCUGUCCGUAUAUGUAUGUGCCUCCCAAAUCAGAGUGUAUUGAAAAUACUGAGAAAGUUUCCUGAAUGGUGUAUCAUUUUCAUUGGAUUUGCACCUGUAGGGUUUUUGGGCUAACAAUCCAAUUGAUGUACUUUUGUACUGACUACAAGUAUUACAAUUUGGAUUCAGCCAGAUAUAUGCUGCAUGAUACCACAAGCUUGCUGGAUUAAAUAUUUUCCAUCUGUAUGACCUUAACCAGAGACUUACUGUAUAACAACAACAACACACCUGUUUGGUGAAUUGGGGUACAUUUCUGACAACUUUUCUCAGCCUUAUUGGAAACACAUUUUGAUUUGUGUCCAGUCUGUGUCCUUAUGUGGCACUGUCAUGACAACAGCUCAGUUCAGUGUGUUCAUAAUGUAUAUCACUGUAGGGAAUACAGGUUUAAUUUAAAGAAGUAUCUUAAGGAGUUCUAAAUGGCAAAUUUACAAAUAAGAAAAAAGAAAGGAUUCUGACAAGAUCUCUCCAGGUUUCCAAAAAUAUGGCCUUAUAUGAGUGAGAACAUCAGGUCAGGGGACUGACAAAGAUUUGAAUGUUUUUAUGGUUUACUGUGAUAUUAAACACUAUAUGUAUCUAUAUAAUCUUCUGUUACUCAGUGUAAUUGUGCUGAAAUGUUUUAAUGUUUUAACAUGAUAAAAUAUUAAUAAUUGUAAACAUCACAUUAUAUUUAAAAAAUAAAAAACUGUAAAUUCCAUUAAAUUUCAGAGCUAUUUGAGUCUAAUGGUUGUUGUCAGACAGUGAGUAAUCACAUUUUGAAUGCAAUUGUGAAUUUAGGAGAGGGGUGUCCAAAUGUUUUCUUUUGGGGUGCCAGAUGCAGAAAAAAUUAGGAGUCGCAGUGCUGCAUGGGGGGUUAUAUGGUAUUUAGGUUGCCUCCUUUACAUUACCUUUAUCUUGUACGCUUAAUGUGUGAGUUUUAAUCACACUUUGUGCUCUGUGCUUUGCUUGAAAAGUUAAUGUGUUAAUAAAGGAUAAUUUACUC
This is a messenger RNA of Xyrauchen texanus (razorback sucker), 3840 nucleotides long. It is a transcript of the gene lrp11, whose product is annotated as low density lipoprotein receptor-related protein 11. The record is from RefSeq and is a predicted model, not a curated record. Gene Ontology annotation, molecular function: protein binding; serine-type endopeptidase inhibitor activity. Lineage: Eukaryota; Metazoa; Chordata; Actinopteri; Cypriniformes; Catostomidae. The coding region runs from base 269 to 1936 and encodes 555 amino acids. The transcript is spliced from 9 exons.